Thyridium curvatum is the source of this 3543-nucleotide messenger RNA. RefSeq lists its product as uncharacterized. Bases 1 to 3543 code for a protein of 1180 amino acids. Gene Ontology annotation, molecular function: RNA binding. The record is from RefSeq and is a predicted model, not a curated record. The transcript is spliced from 3 exons. NCBI's taxonomy places the organism in Eukaryota, Fungi, Ascomycota, Sordariomycetes, Thyridiales, Thyridiaceae.
AUGUCAUCUUCUAGAUCUGAUCACUUGACGAUCGGCCACUUCGCCCAGGGCCAAGGGCGGACCCAAUCCCCCACCUCCAACACAUCUCCCGUCGACUCGGUCGGCAGUGCCAUCCGGUCGCCUUUCGGCUUGCCUCCUGGCCUAUCCUCAACGGCCAAGAUGUCUGGUGCCACGCGAUCCGGGGCUGGUUCUCCAUCGCACGAGAUGGGUGCUUCCAGCAGGCUGUUCUCGAAGCGAGCCCGUGAAAUCCAGGCUCAGGAGGGCAUAUCGGGAAUGCCUCUACACCCAUGGGGUGGUCCACCUACCAGCGGAAACUCGACGCCACUGCGCGAAAACAUCCCCGAGUCUCCUACAGACGGCUUCCCCGACUUUGCCCAGCUCCCCACUCCAGACAGUCUCCCGCAGACGCGCCGCGCUCGCGCGGGUACCGUCCCCUCUCGAUUUUCUCCUGGUGGCGCAGGCAAUGGUCUCUUGAACAUGCAGCAGAUGGCUUCCAAAUCCUCCAGGCCGACGCCCUCCCAGAGCCCCUUCAAGUCGCCUUCUCCGGGCCUCGAGCCCGCCGAUAGUGCUGCCACACACACAACCCUGCUCUCGCGCCUCCGUGCCGGCUCGAUGCCCCAACGCAGCCCCUUCGCCCACAUACCAGGCACGAACUCGCCCUUCGGUCCGUCGCUGUUCAGUAGCUGGAACCCCACCGGCCGUGAGAGGGCUUCGACUCUAGCAAGCAUCGCCAGCAUUGGAUCUAAUGGCCCAAGCUCGCCUGCGCAGUCAGCCUUCUCCAGGGAGGGAACUGCCGAGACUGACGUCCAUAUGCGGACUCUGGACUACCUGGGCCUUGCUGAAACACCGCAACAGACCCGGGCGACCCUUGCAGUCCCGUACCACCCGGCCUUGGCAGAGACCAAAUCUGCCAACCGGUUCCGGUCCUACUCGGUCAACAACAAGGACAAGUAUGCCGAUGAGGAUGAUGACGAUCAGUUUGACGUCGAUAGCAUGACGCUGGAGAGCCAGUAUGCCCACCUGCAAGACCAACUGGCCGCGACUAAUGCCGCGAUUCACAACCACAACCUUGCAGUUCAGGCUUUCGCCACUCAGGCGGCUGUCAACCGGCCGCGUGCGCGAACAGCCGGCGUGUUGGAUCUCCCUGGCUCGCGACUCAUACGUGGUUUCUACCCGACUCCGUCUCGCCUAGACAGCAGCAUCACAGCCGCAGACAUUCGGCUCCAGGAUGAGAAGGAGUACGACGAUCUCCCGCAAGCUGUCGCUGCCAUGUCGCUCGGCAGAUCCAACAGCCGCAACAAUGGGCUGUUGAGUGCUGAUGAGCAAGGACUGGAGGGUCCCACCAGUGCCCUGUGGCUCGGGAGCAUCCCGACCUCUACGACCACGUCGACUCUAACCGAGAUGUUCAAGUCGUACGGUCCCAUUUCGUCGGCAAGGGUCCUGACGCACAAGAGCUGUGGUUUCGUCAACUUUGAAAGAGUUGAUAGCGCUGUUGCCGCAAAGGCUGGCAUGAACGGCAAGGAGAUCUUCCCUGGCGCCGGUCCCAUCCGGAUCAACUUUGCCAAGCCUCCCUCGGCGUCCAACACCCCAGGUCACGACGGCGCAUUCCCGUCCCCCAGCCCUGAUCCUUUCAUGAAGGGCCAGGACAGCUCUCAAGCGACCGGCGCCAGUGCUGCCAGCACCGCACCGGCCCCCCAGGCAUCCAACGCCACUCCCCGGGUAGCCCCUUUGCAUGAGAUGACGGCAGACAUACUGAGCAUCGUCAAGCAAUUCGGAGCCACGGAUGAGGAAUCAUUCCGUAUCUCUCGCAACCUCCAGCAGUCUAUCGAUUUUAAGAACUUUAUAGACGAGAUCCCGCCGAUCAAGGAGCCCCUGCACACCCGCGUACACGAUGCCCCUAAGCUCCGCGACAUCCGCAAGAGGAUUGAUAAUCAGAGCCUCUCCCAAGCUGAAAUCGAGAACGUUGCUGUCGACAUGUUGCCGGAGAUUGCCGAGUUGGCUUCUGACUAUCUCGGCAACACGGUGGUGCAGAAGCUAUUCGAGCACUGCUCUGAUGAGCUGCGGGAUGCCAUGCUGACCGAGAUCGCACCUCAUAUGGCGGAGAUCGGUGUGCACAAGAACGGUACUUGGGCGGCGCAGAAGAUCAUUGACGUGUGCAAGACUCCUGCCCAGAUGAUGCAGAUCGUGGAGCAUCUUCGUCCUUACACCAUCCCCUUGUUCCUGGACCAGUACGGCAACUAUGUUCUACAGGGCUGCCUCAAAUUUGGGGCUCCGUACAACGACUUCAUCUUCGAGACUAUGCUUAGUAGAAUGUGGGAGAUAGCGCAGGGCCGUUACGGCGCCCGGGCUAUGCGCGCUUGCGUGGAGAGUCACCAUGCCACUAAGGAUCAGCAGAGGCUUCUCGCGGCAGCCAUCGCUCUACACAGCGUCCAGCUCGCCACCAAUGCCAAUGGCGCCCUCCUCCUGACUUGGUUCCUGGACACCUGCACGUUCCCCCAGCGCCGGACCGUGCUCUCGCCCCAGCUGGUGCCAUAUCUUGUCCACCUGUGUACGCACAAGGUUGCUUACCUGACUGUCCUGAAGGUUAUUAACCAGAAGGCCGAACCGGAGGCUCGAGACACGAUACUCAAGGCGCUGUUCUUCACUCAGAACGACCAGGUUCUGGAGGCGAUUCUGAGCGACCACUCGUGCGGCGCAACCUUGAUCUUCAAAGUUCUGACUACCCCGUUCUUCGACGAGAGCAUCCGUGGUCAAGUCGUCGAGAAUGUCAAGAACGUUUUGAUCCGCAUCAAGGCACAGCCGGGCCAGGGCUACAAGCGUCUCAUGGACGAAGUCGGCCUGUCGACCAGGAGCGGUGGCGGUGGUAGUGGUUCUCGCGACCACAGCUCGACCAACGAGCGUCAGCGACCUGCGUCGAGGCAAAACAACAUGAACUCACACCACCAUCACCACAACCAGCAGUCUCAGCAGGCUCAACAGCAGCAGCAACAGCAGCAGCAGCAGCAGGCUGCCCAGGCACAGUUCAGCAACAACAGCCAGUACUACAAUGCCAUGGCCCAGAACGCUGCGCCUUCCAACUACGACAUGGCCUACGGCAUGCCUCGAAGCGACAGUGUGGAGCCUGGUCUGCAGCAAUUCCCUCAGUAUGGCGCCCCUCAGACCUCGAUGUACGGCGCUGGCACCCCCACGAUGGCCUCUGUCAACGUCCAGCAGCUCCAGUACCAGCAGAACAUGAUGUCUCGGGGCACGCCGCCGAUGAACAACUUCUUCCCGCCAAUGCAGGCCGGCUUUGCCGCUGGGUUCAGCAGCCCGAGCCCUUCGGUCGACCAGUACCGCAACCCGGGCCUCUCCAACGGUAGCCCGAUCCCUGCUCCCGGCACGCAGAUGCCGGCGAUGCCCAAUGGCGCCCCAGGAUUCGCGGCCCCAGCUGCCGCCGCUUAUGGCAUGGGCAUGGGAGGCUAUGGGUAUGGUGGCAUGGCGGGUGGCGCGCAAAACAUGGCGUACAUGCAGGAGGGGGUCAACGCCAGACGUGGACGGAGAUGA